AUGGUCGUGGAAAGUUUUGCGCCGGUUCUGGUGGAUGUGCUGCCAACUACGACCACGACAGGAACAAGCUCAAGUUCGACGGCCAGCUCCAUUCCCAGCAGCUCGACCACGGUCUACGAGCGCGUCAUCUACGAGCUCUCUAACACGAGCUCUCUGACGACAAGCGCGUCGCUUACGAGCAAAACAUCGACGAGCGCAACCAACAUCACGAACACCACCAGCACAACCACUAGCAGCUCUUCAACAACUUUCACAGCGCCGCAAGCUCAGCCACAUCAGCACAACAGCCACGAGAGCUACAAGCACUAG
Symbiodinium natans is the source of this 309-nucleotide messenger RNA. Lineage: Eukaryota; Dinophyceae; Suessiales; Symbiodiniaceae. The record is from the annotation of a GenBank genome assembly.